AAUAAAAAUUAUAUUGAUAAACAUAAUUUUAAAAAAUCAGAAUUUUGUUUGAAUAUAUUUAUACUUUGGGUAACUUCUACGAAUUAUAGAAUAAUUUUGCCAUAAGAAAUUGUAUAAUUCUGUUUUGCAUAAAUAGAAUUAACACCAUUGAAUAUCAUUAACAUCAAAAUUUAUCCCAGAAUUAAUGAAAAACAAUACGGAAUGGCUUCAGCAUCGAGUACAAGUGCACGCAGUUUAUUUGUUGAUUCAAAAAUGCGAUUAGCAGAUAGAGUUCAAGUUAAUGUCAAUAACAUCGCGUCGCUUGCAAGACAGAUCCAAAGAGGUUCAAAAAGCAGUGAAAUUCUAAUGCAUGCUGCAAAAAGUUUCGCACAGCAAGAACAUGGACUAGAGGUGGCAGAAACAAACUUAAAAAAACUUGCGCUUAUUGUAACCCAUUUAGAAUAUCAAAUGGAGUCAAUAGAUAGAAAUUCUGUGUUAUUGGAGGAAGUUACGGAACAAGUUCGAGCAAUGCAACGCUAAAAAUUUGUCAUGAUCCUCAUUAGCAAUUUUAAAUUUAAUAAUUUUGUAAAUAAUAUCUAAUAACUUGUUUUUUAAUAUUUUAAUGUCUUAUAUAUAGUUUUAAAUUAUUUAUAUGUUGUUUAUUUAAAGUAAUUUAUGUACUGACACAUUCAUAAUCCGCUAUUGAAUGGCAAUAAUUAUUCAUUUAAACCAAAUCAAAUCAUAAAAAUAGUUCACAGUAAAAAUAGUUUCAUGUUUUUAUUCUUUCAAGUGGAUUGGAAAAAUCAUUAAACAAAGUAUAUUUCUUAAGAACAACUUAAAAAAUGACUUUAGACUUAAUUUUAUCAAGGGUAAAGUAUAUCGUAAUGACCAGGACGAUAAAGUAAGUGAACUGCUGGUGUAGCACCUUCAGGAAAGUCAUGUGCAGUUACUUCUGUUCCAGCACCACGAUCCAUAUAACGAACUCGAACACCAGUACCUAAAGCAGUGCUCAUUGCUAUAAUAUGAAUAUGGUCAGAUUCUUUAUACAUUGGUUCUACUUCCUGUAACAUAAACGUUAGGAAAAUAAAAACAUGACGUAUCUUUCUGUAUUAUAAAAUUAAUGAUAAUAGAUGAAAUGUUAACCUGA
Vespula pensylvanica (western yellowjacket) is the source of this 1126-nucleotide messenger RNA. RefSeq names its product BLOC-1-related complex subunit 7 (gene BORCS7). Gene Ontology annotation, cellular component: BORC complex. Bases 202 to 519 code for a protein of 105 amino acids. The transcript is spliced from 2 exons. The record is from RefSeq and is a predicted model, not a curated record. Lineage: Eukaryota; Metazoa; Arthropoda; Insecta; Hymenoptera; Vespidae.